This is a messenger RNA of Xyrichtys novacula (pearly razorfish), 2637 nucleotides long. The record is from the annotation of a GenBank genome assembly. Lineage: Eukaryota; Metazoa; Chordata; Actinopteri; Labriformes; Labridae.
GCCCCUCUUGAUUCUGAUCCCUGCGUGGAAAGCGCUCUGAGAGAUGCACGGUCCUCCCCCUGCAUGUUCUGCUGCUGAAAAACUCGCGAGCGAUUCCAAGCUGACUGAAAUCAUUCCCCCAAAGCCAGCGUGGAGUGUCCAUCAGAGAAGAAGAGUCCCACGGGCCCACGAACCUCCAGCAACAUUCAGGCACCAACACAGCAGCAGGCUGACUUUUACGCGCAUUCCUCUCAGAUCAGGCUUUGUCUGAAGGAGUUGCGUAAGUGCAACUGAUAUCAAACCAGGCGGCUGUAACUGAUCAGUUGGAUUCAGACUGGACUCGAAGAAAAAGUUUAGAUUUCAACCUGUUUGGAUUUUGAACAAAAUGUCGAAACCGAACUUCACCGGCACGUAUCAUAUGGUGGAGCAGGAGAACAUGGACUCGUACCUAGGAGCUUUAGGUAAGACUCAGCUCUGACUUUUAGCACUUUCAAUUUUAAAACCUCUGUUCAAAGAGGUUUCAACUUCAGGACUUCUUCUUUGUGGUGUCUUGCUUCUGAAUGGUACCAAAAGAAAAGGGGAGGGACAUUAGAAAGAAAAAAACAGCAUCACUUCUUUUCCCUACUAUUAAACUUUAAUAAAGUAAAUAGAUAAACUAUAAUUCUGCAUGUUGACACUUGAAAACAGCCUUUUUUCUUUGCAUAACACACUCCUCUUUCUCUCUCAUUGGAACAAGCUGUCACGUUUUUCUUACUGUGGUGCUUAUAAAAAAAAACCAAAAUUAUCUUCAGAGAUUGAUUUCAUGCUGUGGGACAUUUUUCUCUGCAGCUGCACAUCAGUGUGGAUGAAAUCACCACCUUGUCCUUUGUAUGACCCCAAACAGACACACACCCACCCACAUACACACACACACUGUGGGAGCAUAUUCAGUAUGUCUGCUCUCAGUGGGAGACCCUUUUAUAUAAAGGAACAAUAAAGCACAGUUCCUCUCUUUUUCAUGUGUUGUUUCUUAUCCUCUUCUAGAUAUAAAUUUCGCUCUGAGGAAGAUUGUGUGUCUGUUGAAGCCCACCAAAGAGAUCACCCACGACCCGUCCACAGGAGCCAUGAGGAUCCGCACCCUCACCACCUUUAAGAACUUCAACAUGGAUUUCACCAUCGGGAAAGAGUUUACUGAAGACCUGGGCCCUGUAGACGGGCGAACAUGUCAGGUGUGUGUUUUCACUAAUGUAUUCAGAGAAGUUUUGGCUCUUCUGAUGAGGGUGUUGAGUAUCAUAACUGCCUAUACAAGUUUGUGUUGUGUUAGAGGAGUAACAUCAGAGGUAAGCUGACCCACCUACUGCUGUGAUUUUGUGUUUGUAGUUGCCUCCCUGCUGCUUAAACCAUGACUUCAACUAACAGUGAGUUAUGUUUGAGCAAAACAGUGAGCGACGAACAAAAGCUUUUAAAAAAAACAACAACACAAGAAUAAGAACCGCAGCCUCUUCUGAGAGUAAAUUCAAAAGAAAAACUGAACAGAAAGGGGCAGAAAAAGAGGUUUUCUUCGCUCGUUUCCAGCCUUUUGCACGACACAAAGACAGUGCAGCCAAACUCAAGAGCUACUUUACAUACUAAUAGCACACAGUGACACAGCAUAUCUGUUUUUCCGCAGACUACAGUGAACUGGGACGGAGCGAACCUGGUUUGUGUACAACGAGGAGAAAAAGAGGGACGAGGCUGGACUCACUGGCUGGAGGGCAACAAGCUGCAUUUGGUAAGGAUGGGUGUGGAUGGAGAGAAGCGAUGGAGGAAAGAGCAGAGAGAGAGAUGGAGGAUGAGGAAGAAGGAAAAUAGAUACAAGAGGAAGAAGGGUGGGGAAAAAGAUAUGCUAACUAAAGGAUAUGAUGCAAAUGCAGCCAGCGGCAGGGUUUGGAAGUGUAUAAGUGUCUUUGUGGGACUUAGUUAAACAUAUGAAAAGAGUCCUAUAAAAGACUCUUGAAUGCAUGUCUUUAUAAGUGUUACAGUGACUGAGGACCAAGGGGACGGAUUUUCUCUGCUCAUUUUGAUCCUAAAAGAGCUUAUAGAUUAGUUUGUCAAUGCUGAUUAAGAUUCGAAACAAUCAGUAUUGUUCCACUAAAGGAUUUUCUAAUUCUUCUGUUACACCCCAGACAAAGCCACGCGUUGUUGAUGUCCGCAAGCAGGCGAGCAUUGGGAAAGAAAUGCCAGCAAGGAUCAGUCUCUUACACGGGGGGGGGGGGGGUCUCCUCUGAUGUGACGGACUGUAUUAUUGAUUCUCGCUCUUCAUUUACACCCCCUCCUCUUCCUUUUCCUCCCCCUCCCCCUUCUCUUCUUGAUGGUAUCUUUCCUCUCUGCAGGAGAUGAGAGUUCAAGGCGUCGUUGCCAAGCAAGUCUUCAAGAAGGCCGAGUGAAGUAGCUGACCGUGUGUUUUAGUUAAUCACCUCAAUUUAUUCUGAAUAGAAUAUAGUUGAGAAGCUGGUUUGAUUCAUGUGUACAAUUAUUUUUAUUAUAAUCAACAUUAUUUUGGACUGAAUAUCUGUAUAUUCUUAAUGUCAUGCCUGAGAAGAGACCACAGAGACUUGUGUAAACAUUCCCAGUAUCUUUCCUGGUAUUGCACUAUCUAUCUCCUCCAUGUUAUAAAGAAAUCAUAUUUCUUGUGGCUUG